Messenger RNA from Pestalotiopsis fici W106-1, 1491 nucleotides. Its product is annotated as Aldehyde dehydrogenase. The transcript has 5 exons. Gene Ontology annotation, molecular function: aldehyde dehydrogenase (NAD+) activity. NCBI's taxonomy places the organism in Eukaryota, Fungi, Ascomycota, Sordariomycetes, Amphisphaeriales, Sporocadaceae. Bases 1 to 1491 code for a protein of 496 amino acids. The record is from RefSeq and is a predicted model, not a curated record.
AUGACUCUGUCGAUUGAGCUCAAGACGCCUAUUACGGGCGCGUACCAGCAGCCCACUGGUUUGUGGAUCAACAACGAGUGGGUUGAGGGCGUUGACAAGAAGACAUUCGAGGUCAUCAACCCUUCCACAGAGGAGGUUAUUUGCUCCGUCGCCGAGGCCACCGAAAAGGAUGUAGACGUUGCCGUUGCCGCCGCCCGCAAAGCUUUUGAGGGCCCCUGGAAACAGGUCAACCCGCUAGAGCGUGCCAGACUCUUGAACAAGUUGGCCGAUAUCGCAGAGAAGAACACAGAUCUGUUGGCUGCCGUCGAGUCGCUUGACAAUGGCAAGUCGAUCAACAUGGCGAGAGGAGAUGUUGGCGCAGUGAUUGCCUGCUUGAGAUAUUAUGCUGGCUGGGCCGACAAGAUCACCGGCGAGACCCUCGACCUCAACCCCGAAACCUUUGCAUACACAAAGUCAGAACCUAUUGGUGUCUGUGCUCAGAUCAUCCCCUGGAACUUCCCUCUUCUCAUGUUCGCCUGGAAGAUCGGCCCUGCUUUGGCCACUGGAAACACAAUUGUCAUGAAGACUGCCGAGCAAACACCUCUCAGCGCCCUUGUCUUUGCCAACUUUGUCAAGGAGGCCGGAUUCCCCCCAGGAGUGCUGAACGUCAUCUCUGGAUUUGGCAAGGUUGCUGGUGCUGCCCUGUCCUCUCACAUGGACGUCGACAAGAUCGCCUUCACUGGUUCGACUUUGAUUGGCCGCACCAUCAUGAAGGCGGCCGCUGACUCCAACCUCAAGAAGGUCACUCUUGAGCUUGGUGGCAAGUCCCCCAACAUUGUGUUCGAUGACGCCGACAUUGAGCAGGCGAUUUCUUGGGUCAACUUUGGCAUCUACUACAACCACGGCCAAUGUUGCUGUGCCGGCUCGCGUGUGUACGUGCAAGAGGGUAUCUACGACAAGUUCGUCGAGGCUUUCAAGAAGCGUGCUCUUGCCAACUCUGUUGGUGACCCCUUCGAUGAGAAGACAUUCCAAGGUCCCCAGGUCAGUCAGCUGCAAUACGACCGCAUCAUGGGUUACAUCGACGAGGGCAAGAAGGCCGGUGCCAAGAUCGAGACCGGUGGCGAGCGACACGGAGACAAGGGUUACUUCAUUCAGCCCACGAUUUUCUCUGGCGUUACCCCCGACAUGAAGAUUAUGCAAGAGGAAAUCUUCGGACCCGUCUGCACCAUCGCCAAGUUCAAGACCGAGGAAGAGGUCAUCAAGUCUGGCAACGCCACCACCUACGGCCUCGCCGCAGCCGUCCACACCAAGGACCUCAACACAGCCAUCCGUGUCAGCAACGCCCUGAAGGCCGGUACCGUCUGGGUCAACUCCUACAACAUGUUGGAUAUCAGGAUGCCCUUUGGCGGCUACAAGGAGAGUGGCAUUGGACGUGAGCUCGGGCGCCUAGCCCUUGCCAACUACACCCAGAGCAAAUCCGUCUCGAUCCGCCUGGGAGGCGCUAUUUUCUAA